CAAAUCCUGGGUUAGUCGUUGCCGAUCUAAUCCCACGUGAAGAUCGGAAUAAAGCCAGGAAUUUUGUAUGAGACGAUCGCAACAAACAACUUAGAGAUUAAUCGAAAUGCGUCUUUUGGAUAAAUCGAAUAAACUGCACGUCGAUAAAGGUUCGCCUUCGCAAAUGGUUGAUGUUCCAAUCGAUUCACCAUGUUGCGUUGUGUUGACGGAUUCGAGGAUUCGAAAUACAGGUAUAACAUCCAACAAAUGCAAGACGAAGUCGGGCGGGGACAAUCACUCGAAAUUUUACGCAAGCCACAAACGUAUUCUUCUGACUGGAGCAAUUUUAAUCUUAUUGAUUACACUUUUUUUGACAAUUAUUAAUCUUACGUUUUCCAUACUGUCCGGACAUGACGCUCGUGAAGCUUCAGUUCGCAUUCAACCGGAAACACGCUUGGAGCGAGUGAUCAGGCUAGGCUUCCCUCUCGGCAGAAGAUCAUUGUUGAAAUCCCGGGCGGGAAAAGUGAUCGAUGGAGACCCAUCUUUCAACGAUCAAACGGAGCUUACCAGCCAGAUAACGCAAGUUGCAGAAAGCGACGCAUUUCCAACGAUAAAUGGGGGAGACGCCGACACGCGUUCCAAGCGGGAGGUAGUAUCUCGCAGAAGAAGAGAUUGUGAUCUGAAGGCGAAACAAUGCGAGAUGCUGUUGAAAACGGUGCAAAGCUAUCUUGAGGCUCUCAGCAUUAAGUUUCCGGAAAAAUCAUUACCCACAGAUAUCCGGAAAUGUCUCGAUUGCAAGGAGUUGUUAAACAACGCGGAUGAAAACGACGUGGAUCACGCGCCACAAUCGAAAGAUCGAUAUUUCCCGCAUGAUUACGCCGAGCAAAAUCACUCGAGCGAUUUUGGCCCGGCCAUUAUCAAGCUGCUGGAUAACGGACAGGCUGAAAACGGCACAAAACGGACGGAAAUUAAUCAGACGGAAGCGGCAAAAAUUCAGCCGCCAGUGGAGACAAACUCAGUUACGAACAAUUCAUCACAAAACGUCAUGAAUCAAUCAUCGACGAGUACCAGUACGCCGGAAAUCACUACUAUGUCAAUACAUCAGACAGAUUACAAUGGAAGCCGACGAAUAGACGUGAGCGACAUUGACAUUAACAAUUCGGGCAUUAACGACAAACAGUCGGAUAGUAAUCCAGCGGCAAACGAUUCGCGCGUGACAAAAAAUCAAAACGACGAAAUCGUUUCUGCCGCGCCGAAAAUCGACGAACCACACCGUGUGGCAACCGAGAGCAAAGAUGUCACGAACGCGAAGUCGUGGUUUACGACGGAGUCGAGUAGCAUGAGGACGCAAUACAACGCUAUUACGGGAGAUGAACAAUCUAGGAAAACCACAAUCGCGACUGAUUCGAUAGGAACGACCGAAACGAGAAUACCGACAUACGAGAAUACCGCCAUCGAUCUUACGACGCAGAUUACUGAAAACGUGACGAGUGUGCCGACGGGAAACGACGUGAUCAGAAUCGACGGCGGUGGCACGAUGCAUUCUUCGGUGCGUCCUUCGUUCGAGGGACACCUGGAAAAUCGAUCAGCUACACUGACGAACGGAUCGAAGUCGAUGGAAAAUCAGCGCGAUUACGAACAGUUCAUGUCGGCUGACCAAUUUCAAAAGGACAACGGCAAAUCGAUUCCGGUAACCACAGAGAGCACGAAAUCCUUUCAGCAGCUGCAACCGACACCAACGAUGUGGACAAUACCGCAUCCGGUUUGCUUCUUUGGCCAGUAUCCCGGACAAUCCUCCAACACGCCAUUAUCUCCAGUAUCAGCGUUUUACCCAGGUCCCACCUCCUCCGCGCAAAGUCGCGGCUUCCCGUUCCUAAAUCCACCUAAUCAAGGCUCCUCGUCGCCAAAUUAUAUGCAGGUGCAGGCGAACACAGUGCAGUUUAUGCCAAGAUUAAACUACGUCGGUAAUCUGGCUCAACCGCGGCAAGACGUCGGUCCCACGGGACCUGCCAUGAGUGCCAUGUCGAACCACGCACCGGCCUUCUCGCUGAAUCAGCAACCAACCGCGAUGUCCCAGCAGCCAAUUGCAAACAUGCCGUAUUUUUGCGGUUACAUAUCAUUGCCAACCAUUCGCUUCCCGCCGAUCCCUGGCACGUCGCAAUCUGACCGUUCUGCCGACGAAGCGAAAGAUCUUCCAAAAGAAUCAGAAAAAUCACCUCAGAAGUACGGUGUUAUCACACGAAAUAACCCACAGUCUUCCACGUUCAACAGAUGUCCUAUAAAUUAUCAUCAAUGCGAUAAUCUGAACUGCGUCCCAAAGGUGAAAUGGUGCGACGGCCGUGUCGAUUGCACCGAUGCCAGCGACGAGACAAAGUGCUCCUGCAGAGAUCGAAUAUCGCGUGAUCGGCUUUGCGAUGGUUAUUUCGAUUGUCCACAUGGAGAGGAUGAACUCGGUUGUUUUGGAUGCCCAUUAGACUCUUUCAAUUGCGACGACUGGGACAGACGUUAUAACAGAGACAAUUGCGUAUCACUUUUGCAACGUUGCGACGGGGUACAGCAAUGCUCUAACGGAAAGGACGAACUUGACUGCAAUAUACUUCUAGAAACACACGUGGGUCCAAACGAUAUAUUUACGGUUGGUUAUACUCAAGGGUAUCUGCAUAAGAACGUACGAGGACAAUGGUAUCCCGUUUGCUCCAAAACACUCACUUGGGCAGUGGAUGCUUGCGCGUCGGAAAUUGGUCAUCCACUAACAACGAUGCCGAAAAUACAAACCGUUCAUGUGCCUGAGAACACCUUUCAAGAUCCUUACGUGAUAGUAACCGAUAAUAAUAAUAUAAAGAUGAUGUCGUGUCAGGGUACAGCGGUAUUCGUCAAGUGUCCGCCGUUGCCUUGCGGCACCAAAGCCCUCCCGCGUCAAAACUUCUCCCCCGUCUUCAACACGACGAAGAACAAUUACAGAAGACACGCAAAGGAACAAUCGGCCUCGGAAUUUAAUAAGCUCUACCGGGAGACACUGGGGCUGUUGAACGCUAGUCAAUCGAUGUCCGAGGAAAAGAUGCAAGAUCAGAAUGAUACUAUUGUCGGGUCGCAAUUGCGAGUAGUCGGCGGCCGAGCGAGUCAGCCCAAAGCUUGGCCCUUCCUGGUCGCCAUUUACAGGGAUGGUAAUUUUCAUUGCGGCGGUGUUAUCCUCACUGAAGUUCACAUACUCACCGCAGGUCACUGCAUGUAUGGAUAUGAGGGACAUUAUUACGAAAUACAAGCUGGUAUACUCAGACGGUUAUCAUUUUCACUGACGACGCAGUGGAGAAGGGCGAAACACGUGAUUAUACAUCCCGGCUUUGUAAAAGAACAGAUGCAGAACGACAUUGCAAUGAUCGUAUUGGACAAACCUCUUCUUUUCAAUCGAUGGGUCCGCCAGGUCUGCUUACCAGCAUUGAAUACCGCGGGUCUUGCAUGGAGAGAAGGUCCGUCGCCACAAUCCGUAUGCGUUGCUGUUGGAUGGGGAGCCAUAAGAGAAGAUGGGCCAGAUCCGGAUCAUUUGCGAGAAGUGGAAGUGCCGAUUUUGUCAUCGUGUAAAUAUUUGUCCGAUCAGAACAAUGCCACGAUCUGCGCAGGAUAUCCUCAAGGCGGCCGCGAUGCCUGUCAGGGCGAUAGCGGUGGUCCCUUGAUGUGCAGAAAUCCAAAUUUAGCGUCGCAGUGGUAUGCGGCAGGCCUAAUCAGCCAUGGUGACGGAUGCGGACGUCCGAAUGAGCCCGGUGUUUACAUGAAAGUGAGUUACUACAUAGAUUGGAUUCUGCAAACAUUUGUAAUUUUAGAUACUCAAGAGACAUCUCCUUAUGGAGGUAAACCUUUGGAUUCGUGUCCGGGAUUUAGCUGCCAAUCGAGCAUGAUGGGAAAGUGUUUGCCGAAAGAGAAUCAUUGCGACAGGAUUGUACAUUGUUUAGACGGAGAGGAUGAAAUCGGAUGUGAAAUUCUGCAAAUUAAUGAAAGAUACAGGGAAUCGGAUUCUAAUAAUACAUCUGUGAAACCGCAAGCAAACGAAACAUCCAGUGAUGCCACAGAAAAAAAUAAAGUGAGCACGGAAACAAUUCCUAUUUCUACUUCUUCCUAUUUCUUCUAUCAGACAGAAACGCAGACUUACAGUGACGAAAAUUCAAACAUCACUGAUACUUAUACCACAACGCCUAAAAUAACGAUGUCGAGCGUUAGAUUAACGUUCACCUGCAAAAGCCUGAUUCAAACCAUAAUGAUCAACAAAAAAUGCGAUAAGCACUUGGAUUGCGAGGACGGCACCGAUGAAGAGGACUGUACCUGCAGAGAUUACCUGUUAAAUUUCCAACCCACAGCGAUUUGCGACGGACAUCUAGAUUGCGACGACGAAACGGACGAGAAAGAUUGCGGUAUAUGCGAGGAUGACGAGUUUUAUUGCAGCAGGAGCAAGGGUUGCAUCCCGAUGGUAAAGAAAUGUGAUGGAAAUUUCGACUGCCCUCUAAGGGAGGACGAAGUUGAUUGCCUUGCAUUGACUAACGGGGAAUACGUGAAUAUGGAUAGCGAUAAUCGACCGGUUUUGAACAUAGAAGGUUUGCUUAGUAGAUACUACAACGAGACGUGGCAUGUAGAAUGUCCUCAGCCAGAUAUACUGAAGAAUAGCACUAAAAUGUCGAUAAUUGGAGGAAACUUGUGCAAAUAUCUCGGAUUUAUGAGUUUGCAGUCGUCGGGUGAGAUCGUUGUGAAUAAAACGGUGCUGGAAACGAGGUUCUCGCGAAGGUGGGCCAACGGCACGACGGGUUACGAACCUUCGCCGGUGGCAGGGAGUGAGGGAGGCGAGACGUGUACGGCGCUACAGUUUCGCUGCAGACCGGUUUUAAGCAGCAGCGCCGACUCGCAUCUGGCCGUCGAUCCGAAAACCGGAAGCCAUACCUACCUGUGGCCGUGGCUGGCGGCCAUCUUCGUCGACGGCCGUUAUCACUGCUCGGCCUUACUCCUGGAAUCAGACUGGCUCCUGGCCGAUUCGAGUUGCACGGAAGCUGUCAGAUUAUCAGUGAAUUAUACAACAGUUCUGCUCGGCCAAAGUCGCUCGUUCCUCUACGUAGACGGGCCUCAUCAACAGAUCUCGGUCGUUGACGAGAUCAGGGACGUGAAAAGAACAGACAUCUCGUUGCUUCACUUAAAAACUGCGGUGAACUUUACCCGUUACGUGCAGCCGUUGUUCCUAGAGAAGAAAAUAUAUCCACCGGAGAAGGACGAUUUAUGCGUGGCAAUCGGUACGGACAACGAACAUCUAACGCAAUCAAUUUUUCUCCAACCGAUCCUUGAAAAUUGCGACAAGUGCUAUCGUUGUUUCGUCGAAGCUUUAGGUAUCAAAUGCCCGACCAAUGGAACUUCUUCGAAUUGGAGCGGAACGGUAUUUUGUCGCAGCGAGAAAGGAUGGUAUCCCGCGGCUGUAUUUCACGAAAACGAUGGCCCGUGCAGCUUCCAAAGCACACAAAACUUGACGAGCAUCGAUUACAUCCAUGCCUAUCUUACGCAAGCUUUAGAGAAAGAGCCACAACCAACAGUUGAAGCCACGUGUGAUGGUGUUCGGUGCAAUAUCGGACGAUGCGUCCCUUGGAAUCAAGUAUGCGACGGUGUAGCGGAUUGCCGAGACGGUGCGGACGAGAAAAAUGCAAUGUGUCUACAAGUGCAACAGACGAGAAGAAAAGACGAGUCCAACCGCAAAUGUGCAAAGUCGGAGUUACGGUGCAAAAACGGCGAGUGUGUCUCGAAAAGUGCAUUUUGCGACGGUAAAGUGGAUUGCUCGGAUGGAACGGAUGAACCUGUAAGAUGCAGCUGCGCUGAAUAUUUAAAACUGACUAAGCCAGAACGAUUGUGCGACGGGGUGCGACAUUGUCUCGAUAAAACCGACGAGUCGCCGGAAGCGUGUCAUUGCAUCGAAACUAAUUUCAAAUGCAACACAGACAGCAAAAAUGUUAGCUGCAUCUCGCGAGAUUUCGUGUGCGACGGCGACAAUGAUUGUCCGAACGGAGAAGACGAGACGGAAUGCAAAAAGGUGCAAAAAACUGCAGAUAACAGAUUUGCUGCAGGCGAGGUGGUGCAACGAUCCUACGGAGUAUGGCACACUCUGUGUUAUCCGUCAGUAGUAAUGUCACAAGAGGAGGCAGUAAACGUGUGCCGAAAAAACGGCUACACAAACGGAACGAUCAAUUACGAGUAUCAAACUCUCGAACCUAUUGUUCCAUCUCGCGAUGAUUUCUACAUGAUACGAUUAAAUUCGGACACGUGGAUAACUAUGCGUGACGAUAAACCGCUCAUAAAUUUGGUCCAACCGGAGAGACCCUGCUACCGUCUUUUUGUCAAGUGCAAUUAGUGAAAUGUAUUGUUUACAAAUUUUAAGCAAUCACGUUAUAAUAAUUUCAUCUCUACAUCUUAUUCACGGUAUGACAAUCGAAUGUAAAAGAUCUUUUUUAUCUUGAAAGUUAAUGUGAAAGACACACGAAGUAUCAUUAAGUUUUAUAUAAUUGUUUUAAGAGAUUAAUUUAUUUAGUUGUAGCAUAAAAGCUACAAUAUUCGAGCAAAGCAAAUCAAUUACGUUAGAAAUAAUUCUUUUCUAAUCGAAUAAAUAAGUUCAUUAUUCUUUGUUUGUACUUUUGAUAAAACGUCAAAUAAAUCUGCAUUAAAAGAGAGA
Temnothorax curvispinosus is the source of this 6667-nucleotide messenger RNA. It is a transcript of the gene ndl, whose product is annotated as serine protease nudel. Gene Ontology annotation, molecular function: serine-type endopeptidase activity; protein binding. Gene Ontology annotation, biological process: proteolysis. The record is from RefSeq and is a predicted model, not a curated record. Gene Ontology annotation, cellular component: plasma membrane. NCBI's taxonomy places the organism in Eukaryota, Metazoa, Arthropoda, Insecta, Hymenoptera, Formicidae. Bases 107 to 6349 code for a protein of 2080 amino acids. The transcript has 25 exons.